AUGUCCCUGCGGGCCGCUUCGGUCAUCUAUGAAAGCGACACGGCGAGCGAUGAGCGAUCCACCAUCCACACAGCCAACGUCAAAAUCCGCGCCAAAUUCCAAAUCGCGCGCCUGCCACCCAAAUCCUCCCACCACUCAUCAUCCCUCCGUCUCUCUCCCAAACUCGUCCUGCAAAUCCAACAACUCCUCCCCAAUCACCGACCCAUCCCCGUCCUCGAAAUCUGGCAACCUUCUCUCCGCAGAUCCAAAUUGACCCGCGACUUUGUCCAGCGGCCCAAGCUCCGAUCGGGCGAUCUCUACGCCACGCUCGACGAGCCGUAUGUCGCUAGCGCAGCGCACGGCUCGCCCUCGAGACCCGGUUCGAGAGACCAUACAGAGGACGCUCAUAAUGAGAGCGCCAGAAAUGAGGCGGUAGCGGCGCUGUGCCAGAAUCAGAAUCAGCCUCAGAAUCAGAAUCAGCAGACAAAUACAACUACAACUACAAAUGGUGGCAAUCCGGCCAAGUCCGGGUUGAUUUACUUCCGCGAUACGCAAUGCGGCUGGCAGGCUAGCGUGGGCACGACGGGGCCGGAGAAGAAGAUAUGCUAUCGAUUCACGAUCAAUGACGAGACCCGAGAGCCAAGUACCGGUCCCGGACAGAUCUUCCUACAGUGGGAAAAACGACCACUGACGGGGAAAAGCGCGGUGUCAGGCAAUCGCCCGGCUACGGCGACGGGGUCGGCGUCGGCGUCGGCGUCGGACUCGGAGCAUUUUAAUUCCAUCUUGGACUGUGUGCAGAGCUGUCGGGAUCUGCUUCGGCCAGUAUCGGGCACGGGGACUGAGCAACAUGGUGUCCAUGCGAGUCUGGAGAACUGGCUUUGUACGCAGGUUCUUACGUUGGGGGUUUGGGUUGCGCAGCAGGAAGGCUGGCUGGGAUUAUGA
Messenger RNA from Penicillium diatomitis, 921 nucleotides. RefSeq lists its product as uncharacterized. The record is from RefSeq and is a predicted model, not a curated record. The transcript is spliced from 3 exons. NCBI's taxonomy places the organism in Eukaryota, Fungi, Ascomycota, Eurotiomycetes, Eurotiales, Aspergillaceae. Bases 1 to 921 code for a protein of 306 amino acids.